GCCUGUUGAUACAAAUCUCCGUUUUGGUUUUGAUUGACAAACAGGGAUAAACACAUCCGAUUCAUUUACCAAAGAAUGGUAUCAGCAGCAAGCUGUUCUUCGUGUGAGCUUUGGGAAUUUCCUUUCUUUGCUAUAUUAUGCUUUGAUCAUGAUUGGUGUGAAGACCAGAAGACCAGGCGUGACUCAUGGCACCAUGGUGGAUGGGGUGGGUUGAAGAUGAUCGCCUGGUUUUUGCUUGUUGUCCUCAUGUUUUUUGUUCCAAAUGUUAUCGUCUCAAUCUAUGGAACUUUGUCAAAGUUUGGUGCUGGAGCGUUUCUGUUGGUUCAAGUGGUACAUCGCUCUGUUUAUAUCAAUCGUGUGUUACAUUGCUACAAUGCCUUCUCAGGAAUCCUGUUCAUCUGGUUCAACCCAUCUGGUCAGGAUUGUGGACUUAAUGUUUUUUUCAUCGUUGUGCCGAUGAUCUUGGCCUUUGUUUUUGCUAUUAUUGCUUUACAUCCUGCGGUGAACGGCAGUCUUUUACCGGCAUCAGUUAUUUCGGUUUACUGUGCUUAUGUCUGUUACACGGGUCUCUCUAGCGACCGCAUGACUAUGUUUUGCAAUGGACUUAACAAAUCCAAGGCAGUGAACGCAAGUACCCUCAUCCUCGGAAUGCUCACUACGGUUCUCUCGGUUCUAUACUCCGCCCUCCGAGCGGCUCUUCCACCACAUUCCUCUCACCACCAUCUUCCCCCAGAUCAGGUACUUCACCAAUCUCUUCAAUACGUCUGGCACUGGGUUUUAGGUGUGAAGGAGUCAUUGUUAGAGGACCCCGAGGACGGGAGAAGAAGAGUGGUGAAGCAGAGCACGGCCUGUGAGUUACUCAACUUCCUUCUUCAUAUCAUCUUUGCGCUUGCGAAUGUACGCUGCAAUGCUUCUCUCGGGAUGGACUGACUCACAGAGAGUGCGACUCUGAUCGAUGUUGGGGAUGGACCUCGGUCUGGGUCAAGAUAUGCACCGGUUGGGUUACAGCCGUACUCUACAUAUGGACACUCAUUGCACCGCAUCCCUUCCUGAUCGCGAGUUCUACUAAAUAGAUGGUAAAACGUAUA
Messenger RNA from Arabidopsis arenosa, 1088 nucleotides. NCBI's taxonomy places the organism in Eukaryota, Viridiplantae, Streptophyta, Magnoliopsida, Brassicales, Brassicaceae. The record is from the annotation of a GenBank genome assembly.